This is a messenger RNA of Python bivittatus (Burmese python), 5071 nucleotides long. NCBI's taxonomy places the organism in Eukaryota, Metazoa, Chordata, Lepidosauria, Squamata, Pythonidae. The record is from RefSeq and is a predicted model, not a curated record.
CUACCUGGAGAGGUGGCGUAUCUCAGAUCUGAGCAGCGCAGUCAGACAGCCAAGUUUUCUCCUGAAGAUCACCUUGAACUUGCAAUGCUGAACUUUAGAAGCAUUCCUCCAGGGAGCUGAAAGAAGUCUACGGAAGCGACUACGGAAGUUUUGCACAAGGGGAGGAGACUUAGGCCGGGGCUGGCACUCGCUGAGAAGCCAACCUGCCAUGCCUUCGAGGGUGGUCUCCAGAGGAACCGGUUCCUGUCACCUCUGAUCAGCCAGCUCCCGCAGGUCCGGGGCUUCCGAUUCCCCCCCCUUCUGUUUUUCCUCCCUUGGAGAUGAACCAAAGACUUGACUUGCUCUCUUCCCUACCUGGAAUUGGCACUCUUGCUUACCUGGGCUCGGCGUUACCUGAUCCGAUAGCCAGGUCAGACCACCAAAGAAAGAGAAAUUUUCAUUUCAAGCUGCCGCUCCAUCUGAGUUGAAGUCUCUGCCCUGUUUUUCAACCUUGCGUUGGCAAGGCUGGGGAGAGAGCGUUCUUUGGUGGCACCACCUUGGCAAGCCGCUUUGUAUUUAGAGCGGGUCACUCUUUCUUUUUCUUUUCCUUUUUUUAAAAAAAAGAUCCGUUUCUAGCCUUUUUUUUUUUUUUUUUUUAAAUACUAUUCGUUUCACCUCGCUGCAAUCUGCCCAUGGCUUUCUUGAUGAAGAAAAAGAAAUUCAAGUUUCAGAUCAGUUUCACCUUGGAGGAGCUGACGGCGGUUCCUUUCGUGAACGGCGUGCUGUUCUGCAAAAUUCGGCUGUUGGAUGGAGGCGACUUUGUCACUUUAUCGUCUAGGGAAGAAGUUCAGGAGAACUGUGUUCGCUGGAAGAAGAAAUUUACCUUUGUCUGCAAGAUGAGUGCCAAUCCCACCACGGGGCGCCUAGACCCUUGCAUCUGCCGAGUGUCAGUCCGCAAAGAACUGAAGGGGGGGAAAACCUAUUCCAAGCUAGGCUUCACUGACCUGAACUUGGCCGAAUUUGCAGGCUCCGGCCUCACUGUCCGAUGCUGCUUGUUGGAAGGAUAUGACACCAAGAACACCAGGCAGGACAAUUCCAUCUUGAAGGUGACGAUUGGCAUGUCCCUCUUAUCCGGAGACCCUUGUUUCAAAACCCCGCCCUCCACGGCCAAAUCCGUCGCCAUUCCAGGGCAGGACUCCACCCUGCAGCUCACUUGCAAAGGGGAGGGAACCAGCAGGACUGCAACUCCCAACACCAACUCAGCGUCUUCGAUCGGUUCCGUCCGUCAGAACAAACCCCGGGCCACCAUCCUCGGAUCAGGGGUUCUGGAAGACCCAGACCAGAAUUUGUCGAGUCCGGAAGAAGUAUUCCAUUCGGGACAUUCGCGGAAUUCGAGUUAUGCCAGUCAGCAGUCCAAAAUCUCUGGAUACAGCACGGAGCAUUCCAGGUCCUCCAGCCUGUCGGACCUGACCCACCGCCGGAACACGUCAACCAGCAGUAGCGCCUCGGGAGGUCUCAGCAUGACGGUGGAAUGCCCAGAGGGCGAACGGGAGCACAGGUUGGAGAGGCCGCCAAGACCCCCCAGGCCAAGCCUUUUGCUGGACAGAUCUUCCCGAAGGAAAAAGGAUUCUGUGGAAAGCCACCCGACAUGGGUAGACGACACCCGGAUCGAUGCGGAUGACAUAGUGGAGAAGAUCAUGCAGAGUCAGGACUUCACAGACGUCAGCAACACGGAAGAUAGUAACCUGAGGCUGUUUGUGAGCAGAGACGGCACCACUACGCUAAGUGGGAUUCAGCUAGCGAACAGAGUCUCAUCUGGAGUUUACGAGCCAGUGGUAAUCGAAACCCAUUAAAUGUGAACAAGAUGGGGUGCACCUGCUGGAAACCUGUCUCUGCAGUUAGGGUGGGUGCCCUUUCCUCCCCACCCCGCUUCUUCCUUCCUUCCUUCCUUUCUUUCUUUUUAAUCUUCUCUGCACAUAACAUUCCGGGCAGGACUUCCCAAACUCCCCGACGUAAGCACUCCUCAUCUGCCCAGAGGUACUCCAAAACAGGCACUUUAUGUUGGGUCUGGGAAGAGGACUAUAUGGACUAUAUUCGGAAGGAUCCGGUCAACGGUCCUGCCCCUUGCAAGCGCCCCCUUGGAGGGAGAGCAACUCAGGACUCAGCAUCUCGGUGAGCGUGGUUCCACCAGUCCUUCCUCUUCCCACCGCCGAGUUACACCACUGUGAACGCUUCUUUCUCGCUGCCCCGUCCAAGAAAGCCUCCGAUUGGAAAGAGAAGGAUCGUUGCUAAUCGAGCGCAGAAGCGCGACGGCCACAAGGAUUCCGCGGCCGGCUCGUCCACCGCUCCUCUCUUGCAGGCCACAAGAAAUGAUCCCUCCAAGGGCUGGUAACGAAGGAACGAAGGCCCCCAGCUGCCGCACUAAUCUUGACUUUGAGCCAGAAGCCUCCCCAAGCUCUGUCUUUCAUAGGAAACGGCUUGUGUGCUUUGGGUCUCCUCGAAAAGGCUGUUUCGAGCAUCCGUGGAAAUCGAUGGUUUUGCAGAUGCAGAGUGCCGGUUCAGUCGAUGUCCCCCUUCUCCUGCAGGACAAGGAAGGGGGCUGACUUUGGCCAGCUGCCAUUCAAGGGGACUCUUGAAGAACCCCAAAUGCGCCUAAGGAAAAAGCUUUGAAACGCUGGCGUUCAGCAGCGGGAACCGCUGUGGACUUUUUCAUUUUUUAAAAAACGGUUGUUUUGGGUACCACGCAGUCACUGCUGCCAGGUGAGGGGGUGAGGGCCCCAAGCCAGUUGGGGCUCUGCCUUUGUAUUGGAGGUGCAGUAGCAAAGCAUUCCGCGUUAGCCCCAAGCAUCGUUGCCUUCUAGAUGCAAACCACGUUGGGUUAGAGUUCUUCUUGGCUCAGCUUUGAUGUGGAACAGGGGCCUUGCUGCACUGAGAAGGUAUCCAGGGCCUCCCUUCCCCCUGUCCAAGCCAUGGUGGAGAGGUUUUGAUUACAGCAUGCCAAAAGUUUCGCCAGUCACUUGCUUUCCCACGGAGCACGUGGAGUCUGAGCAGGGUCCAUAAGCAGUGAAACGAGAAGGGUAGAAUUCUGAAGUCCUCGGUCAACUGGAUGUCCUCAGCUGGGUUCUACCAGGUUUGGAGGGUGUGUAGAGGGGAGAUUCCUGGGGCUGUCUUUCAAUCAGAUCGAUGCUUCCUUGCCCUCUCCAUCCAAAUGUUGAGAUUUGUGUAGGAAGGAAGUAGUUUCUGUGCUGUGUGCAGGAGCAGUGAAGCCGUGAGUUGGUUUUCCCCAUGUUGCAUCCUUGUUGUUUUCUUCUGGCCGCUAGAUCUGGAAGCCUGGAGCGAAGGGUUGUUCCUGUGCAGUGUUCAUCCUACACAUUGGAUUCUCCCACCCCUUCACCAGGGGUGGGAGAACUCAGUUUUUCCCCACUGCAAGACAGUAGCUAAGGGCACUGUGAUCUUUUAACAACCUUGUGCUCGGCCUUGGUGCACACUUACACAUUUCACACGGUUCAGCAAAGUGAGAGGGGCUGGCCUGGGGUUGUCAUCUCCCCCACGCUCCCUUUAGACUAGUAACUGUGCUCUGAAGCAAGAGUGUGCAAAGGGAAUUUAGGAGCAGGAUCAAGAAUUGGGAAGAGGGGCACCUGAGCAUCCGGGCUAGGCCUGUGGUUCCUUGAGUGGUAGCAAGACAGUCAGUGGGUGAGGACCUGCCGAAAGUUGGGUUCCUCACCCAAACACUGUCCAGAACAGUUCUCUCCUAUCUCAGCUGAGCUAGCCAAGGGUUGUAUGAGUUGAACUCCAACCUAGCUAGAAGGCACUAUGUUGGACAGGUCGGAGAGCUGCAAACCCUCCCUGAACAUCACAGACUCUUCAUGGCCUAGAUAGAAUGAGGAGAAACCUGAGAAAGGUCUAGAAUCUCCAGGACAGGCCUGGAGAAAUCCAUGUGGAAGCUAGUGGCCUUCCGAAAUCCUUGCACCACCAUGACAGAAGAUGCCCUCUAGUGAGCCGGGCAUUGCAACCACGGUUCACGUGCAUGCUUGCUAGGAAAGGCCUGGUGAGUCGGAAGAAGUUAGAAGUCCUCCUAACCCAACCUGAGAUACGCCUGUUGGUCUUCAGUGGCCGGUCCCACCAUGACGGUGAGGCGAUAGAGCUUACUAUUUUUUUCCCUUGUUGGCUAAUUCUGCGGUUUAGGACAUGGGUCACACAUAGCAAAGCACUAUCUGAGAUAAUUAACCUAGAGAUGCCAUUUGGAAAAUGGUUCGUUUUAAAUUGACAUUCUUACACCACUGUUACCUUUUUUCCCCCCCUUUGAUUUUGAAAUGUAUUGAUUUUUGUUUAUCAACCCAGCAGGCUGGUGUGUGUGUUGCGAAUUUUGGAGGGGGGGGGAGUUGAAAUCAUUGUUUCAUCGUUAUAUUAUCUCUUGGGUGGUGGUUGAUUGGGUUUUUUUGUUUUUGGUUUUAAUGAUGAUGUCUAACUUGAGCAGAGUCUUGAUUUCUCUCAUUUCUUGCUCGUUGCAUUCCUUCAACGCUUUGGGGUUUUUAUUGCUCACCCACCCAACUUGGAUCAAAGAGCCUUUGAUUCUGGAAUGGCACCGUGGCCGGGCGGGAGCAGAACUGGAUUCUGUCCUCCUUCCACACACGGUGCCAGAUGUGAAGACUUUGGGCUUGACGGUUCUGCAGCAGAAAACCUUUCGAUGUUUUGAUGAAAGGUUCUCGGAGAUGAGGUGGAGCGGUUCCUGGAGGGGUGAGAAGCCCUCGGCUGGAAGAGCCCUCCCAGUGCUGCAGAGAUGGUGAUGAGACAAUGAUGAUGAUGUUCAUUUCGGGUCAGUGACCAGAUGAGAAAUUUUGUGAAGCAGGUGUGGACAAAAGAGUCCUUCCCGUUUGUCUGGUGCAAAAUGGCACGCUUCUCAGUUCCCCCAGUGCCCCCUCCAGUCUCUUCAGAGAAUUUAUUUCUGAUUCCUUUUAUUAACACUGUCAGUUUCUUUUCUUUUUUAAAGUAGUUUGGGUCUCCGCAGUGACACACUCCCAAAUGGCCUUCUCCUUCUCCUUCUCCUUCUCCUUCUCCUUCUCCUUCUCCUUCUCCUUCUCCUUCUCCUUCU